Messenger RNA from Daphnia pulex (common water flea), 1655 nucleotides. RefSeq names its product SEC14-like protein 2. The transcript has 15 exons. Lineage: Eukaryota; Metazoa; Arthropoda; Branchiopoda; Diplostraca; Daphniidae. The coding region runs from base 246 to 1547 and encodes 433 amino acids. The record is from RefSeq and is a predicted model, not a curated record. Gene Ontology annotation, cellular component: cytoplasm.
UGUAAACGCGCUUGUUAGCGGGUUGAGUAGCGCUCACGUUGGGUCUCCGCCCGUGUACCAGCCAACAAGGAUACAGAUUUAUAAACUGGAAUUCUCGGUGUCAUUGAAAAAGGCAACAACGAAGUCAAGUCGUCCAAGGAUCUCUGGUGGAUUUACACGGGAAUUUAAAGCUUUCUGCAAUCUGCAUUUUGUGAUUUGAUUCGACUGAUUUGACACGCAACAACCUGAUUUCUCGCCCAGCUAAAAUGUCGGUCACGGACGCCAGGCCAUUUUGCCCAACGCAAUCGACCUUCUUCCAACAGUCUGCAAGUGAAGGAGGAAAAUACAAGCGCCCCGAUUGCAACGGAAAUUUGAAACUCAAAUUUCAAGUUGAUCGAGGGUACGACCCCAUCAAGGCGGAACCAGCGAUUCAACAGCUUAGGAAUGCCGUGGCAGACUGCAAACUGAUUGACACUAGCGAAGAAUACCUCGUCAAAUGGCUAAUUGUGCAGGAUUUCGAUGUGGAUCGUGCCGAAAGGAUGCUCAGACAGUCCUUAGAAUGGCGGCGCGUGAGUGGCGCCGACGAUAUUCUGGAUUCCUACGCACCCAGCGACGUCUUGAGACAAUAUUUUUCUAUGGGACACAUCGGAAACGACAUAUUCGGCUGUCCGGUAUUCGUAUGUUGUCUGGGAAGAAUGGACAUUAAAGGACUUUUAUCGAGUUUGACCAAAAAGGAUUUCUACAAUUAUUUGACCUGGAUGUUUGAAACCUUUUCCAAGACAAUCCAAGAAGUCAAUAAUAAGCGAACAGGGUACCGCACUACUAGACAGACGAUGGUCUUCGAUCUGGAUCAAUUCUCAAUGAUGAAUCUAACCACCAAGCCAGCCGGAGCUGUUAUGAACGGAGGAGGGGCCAUUGUCGCUAUGAUCAAGUAUUACUUGUCCAACUAUCCCGAUAGUUUCCGUCGAAUUUUCGUCAUUAAUGCACCGUCGAUUUUCCCGUGGGUUUUCGGCUUCAUCAAACCUUUGCUGGCCCAGAGCGACGUCCCGAAAAUCAAAAUAUUCAAUUCCAACAAGAAAGAAUGGACAUCGGCCUUGCUGGAAGAAAUAGACGACGAGCAGCUGCCCACCUAUUAUGGAGGUAACAUGACCGACCCUGACGGCGACCCAAAAUGCCCCAGAAAGUUAAAUAUGGGAGGACAGGUACCCCAUUCUUUCUACCUGAGAAAGAAUCCACCGAUCGCCAAGGAUUACAUGGAAACGCUAAACAUCUCUGCCGGCGUCGGCGGGAAAAAGAAACUCAAAUUCGAAGUUGUCGUCCCUUAUUCCGCAAUUAGAUGGGAAUUCAUGACGGACGGUGGCGACAUCGGAUUCCGUAUCCUCAAUAAAAACGCGGAAGAAAUUGUCCCCAUGAAUCGCGUGGACAGUCAAAUCAUAAUGGAGGAAGGUCAAGUGACCUGUAACGAGCCCGGCCAAUAUGUCUUUCAGUUCGACAACACCUACAGCUAUUUACGGAAGAAAAAAGUUCACUACCAUAUCGUUGUCGAUCUGCCGGAUAACACUCAAUAAUCAAUUAGUUUUUUUUUUCUAGUGAACAAAUUAAAUACUUAAUAUAAUUAGAAUUCUACAAGGACAACAGAGAAAAAAAAACAAUUAAUAAACGAUUUGUCUCUUUUU